GUCAGAAUGAUUUAGUAAUCAUUUUGGUUUUUCAUCCACCAGAGUCAUGUCGUCCACCUCCGAUGCGCCGACAAAGAAGAAGGCAAUGGCGAUUAUCACGAUUGGCAUGGCUGGAGCAGGGAAAUCUACCUUUGUCCAGAGGAUAAAUUCAUAUCUUCACUCAAAGGACUCACCUCCGUAUGUGUUGAACCUGGAUCCAGCGGUGGCCUUUUUGCCUUUCGAGGCGAACAUCGACAUCCGAGAUACUGUCAAUUACAAAGAGGUCAUGAAGCAGUAUAAUCUCGGUCCUAACGGAGGAAUCUUAACGGCCCUCAAUCUGUUCACUACUAAGUUCGAUCAGGUUCUAUCGCUGGUGGAGAAGCGUUCGGAUUCAAUCGACUACGUGAUACUAGACACACCAGGCCAAAUCGAAAUCUUUACCUGGUCUGCUUCUGGAGCUAUCAUUACUGAUGCUGUCGCUUCUUCUCUUCCAACUGUGGUCGCGUACAUCAUCGAUACACCUCGUGCCUCAGCCCCCGCUACCUUUAUGUCAAAUAUGCUGUAUGCCUGCAGUAUCUUGUACAAAACAAAGUUACCCUUUAUAUUAGUCUUCAACAAAACUGACGUCCAGCCGCAUGAUUUUGCACUGGAGUGGAUGCACGACUUCGAAGCGUUUCAAGAGGCAUUAGCUACGCAUGGUGGCACGCGGGAUGCUGAAGGCGAACCUACGUACAUGAACAGUCUAAUGAACAGCAUGAGUCUUGUUCUAGAUGAAUUCUACAAACAUCUCAAGGCUGUCGGUGUGUCCAGCGUGACGGGAGACGGGAUCAAAGAGUUUUUUGAUGCAGUCGAAGCUUCUAGAGAGGAGUAUGAAACACAAUACGUACCUGAUCUUGAACGCGCUCGUGCCACUCGGGAAAAGGCGCUUCAGGACGCUAAAGCAGAUUCAAUGGAUAGGAUGAUGAAAGACCUAGAGGUUGACAGAGCCCAACAUCCUGAGGCGGCGGCGCAAGAUCGAUGGGAUCCUGAAGAGGAGAACGAGGAGGGUGAAGAUGAGGAUGUCGACGUCAAUAUCAUCGAUAGAAGUGAAGAGCGUUGGCCAGGGGAGUACAUUGAUGUUACUCGGGCUCAGCGACAUGGAGAUGAAGGCAUCCAUUGGCCAAGACCCGGAUAAUGGAUAUCAAAUUAUCUCACAGGUUCAUAUCCGGUUGGCAGGAUUUGUGUUACUUUGCAGCGGCAGCGCGUCAUGGAGACAACGAUCAAAGUGGAAAGACGCGCAAAAAUACCGACAAUGGGAAUGCCAUCCAGCUUUCGUAACUUGCCCUCAUUAGACCUUUUUCGGUUCUGUAAUCAGACCGAGGUCGUGUUGUUGUUCUUAUAAUCGCCCUCUAUGUAUGUUAUGCCGUACUUACAGAAUGUAGAAAUUAUUCCGGAACACACAUGGAUAAUAUACUAGGUGGUGUAGCCUGCA
Messenger RNA from Lentinula edodes (shiitake mushroom), 1450 nucleotides. Its product is annotated as XPA-binding protein 1. Lineage: Eukaryota; Fungi; Basidiomycota; Agaricomycetes; Agaricales; Omphalotaceae. The coding region runs from base 47 to 1153 and encodes 368 amino acids. The record is from RefSeq and is a predicted model, not a curated record. Gene Ontology annotation, molecular function: GTPase activity. The transcript is spliced from 7 exons.